CGCGCCAAGCGCGCGGUGUGAGAGCCUUUCCCGAAGUCCUUUGCGCGGCAUCUGGCCACAAAAUGGCUGCCCGAGGGAGACGGGCGGAGCCUCCGGGUCGGGAGGCGCCCGGCCCGGCGGGCAGCGGCAGGAGCCGAUGGGCUGAGUCGGGGCCGGGAACAUCACCCGAGAGUGGGGAUGACGAGGUGUCAGGCUCAAGUCCGGUGUCCAGCGGUGUGAACUUGUUUGCCAACGAUGGCAGCUUCCUGGAGCUGUUCAAGCGGAAGAUGGAGGAGGAGCAGCGGCAGCGGCAGGAGGAGCCACCCCCGGGCCCGCAGCGACCUGAUCAACCGGCCUCCGCCGCAGCGGGCCCAGGGAAUCAGAAGAGGAAGGGCGGCCCAGGCCCCACGUUCAGCUUCGUGGGCAAGCGCAGAGGCGGGAACAAACUAGCCCUCAAGACGGGAAUAGUAGCCAAGAAGCAGAAGACGGAGGAUGAGGUAUUAACAAGUAAAGGUGACGCGUGGGCCAAGUACAUGGCAGAAGUGAAAAAGUACAAAGCCCACCAGUGCGGUGAUGAUGAUAAAACUCGGCCCCUGGUGAAAUGACCCCCCGGGUGCUCACUACCUGGGACUCCGCGAUGUACAUAAUAUUUAAUGCGGUAACGGCAGCGGCCUUCCUGGAGGACUGAUACACAGAAGGAAACCCAGGCGCUUCCCGUGGCCGCAGACCAUUCUCCAGGACUCUUUUUUACCUUGAGCACUUGCCUCCUGAGACUUACUAGACCAGUGGUUUACUGUGCCCUUUCUUCCCAUCACCUUGCUCUCUCUGGCUCUGUCUGUCUCUUCUUGCUGUCUCUCCUUUUAGCAGUCACUUCUGAGAAGUAAAGAACCCGACUUAGUGCUGGAA
This is a messenger RNA of Rattus rattus (black rat), 885 nucleotides long. It is a transcript of the gene Trir, whose product is annotated as telomerase RNA component interacting RNase. Gene Ontology annotation, molecular function: 3'-5' exonuclease activity; 5'-3' exonuclease activity. The record is from RefSeq and is a predicted model, not a curated record. Lineage: Eukaryota; Metazoa; Chordata; Mammalia; Rodentia; Muridae. Bases 63 to 584 code for a protein of 173 amino acids. The transcript has 3 exons.